AUGGGGGUGUUCGAGUUCGACAAGUUUGCCGCGGGAACGUUCGCCGUGGCCAGCUGCCUGGCCGACCUCACCUCGAAGGGAGCGAUCACCAUCAUCGGAGGCGGAGACUCGGUGGCUGCCGUGGAGAAGGCCAACCUCGCCGACAAGAUGUCCCACAUUUCCACCGGCGGCGGAGCUAGCCUAGAGCUGCUCGAGGGCAAGGAGCUUCCGGGAGUAAACGCUAUCGAGGAGAGGUCUUGAACUGGCAUGCUCGUGACGCUUGCCGUUCGCCGCUUGCUUCGCUGCUGCGGUGGGUAGCGCGGUAUAGACCUCGUUUAGUGCACUGACGGAAUCAGUGGUAGCAUUUAGGUGAAGGCAUCGGAAAUUCAUGCGGUAUUUUGCUGUAGGACUGGGUAUGUUCUGUUCUGUUGUAUCCCAUAAAUGUAGGAACGUCGUGAUGGGUUGACUAACAGCGUGGAUUUGACUAUGCUCUUUUCCGACAAACGUGUAUUUAAAGGUGUAGGCGUAUUGUUUGAUUCAUUCUUCCAGAGUUUUUCACAAGUUGUGCAUUUGGCCCUCCCAUCAUUGCCGUUUCGGCUUCCCGUCUAUAACGAAAUUCUGGAUCUCGAGUACCAGGACCUGGUUUGCGUCUCAACGCAGGCAGGGUUCAGACAGGCUCGUCUAUUUCAAUUUCUUUGGUGCAGUGACUUGUGGACGUUUUGGAGGAUAUUUCAUGGUUGCUCGCGUCUAUGCGGGAAUGUGGCAGGGUAGACGUGGGACGGAGUUAGCCGGUGUGGGGGAAAACACCCCCGUGAUUUUUUGCGCGUGGAAUUAGUUUCAGUUCUCUAUCAUCACCAUCAAUAACAUAGGGUAGCUGCCAACGUUGAAUAUUAGAAAGGGACGAAGGAGACGAAGAAAUUUGGCAAACAAUUAGGUUCUCGGUGAUCGUGUGUUACGUGGUGUGCUUCUGGUGUAUGGUCUUGGCUAACACUGUUACUGAAUUGGGCAAAUUUCUCUUGCCUCUCUCACUUGGAAGCCCAUCGAGAAGGGCGGUAAGUUGAGCACCAGCUCUGUUGCGCAACUUCUUGUGCCGCUCAGGUUUGGCGCUCAUUUGUGUAGACCUGACAACGCAGGGGCAUUUACUUCCACUCUCGUAUGGGUCUGGCACAGAUAAUGCAUGGGCACAUUUCCUGCAAAGAACACAGGUGUCACCGAAAACCUCGUCGACGCCCUUAAUGUCUUAUCUGCUACAUUUCGUUG
Ectocarpus sp. CCAP 1310/34 is the source of this 1239-nucleotide messenger RNA. NCBI's taxonomy places the organism in Eukaryota, Phaeophyceae, Ectocarpales, Ectocarpaceae. The record is from the annotation of a GenBank genome assembly.